GCUCGGCCGUCACACUGGGGCAUAAGUGAUGCUUCCAAGUCGUAGUCUGAAUCAACCUUAAGUUUAAGCAGAAAGUCAAUCUGAGAUAGAAAAUCAAAUAUAUUUAAAAGUCAGGAUGUGGGAUCAAGGAGGACAGCCUUGGCAGCAGUGGCCCUUGAACCAACAGCAGUGGAUGCAGUCAUUCCAGCACCAACAGGACCCAAGCCAGAUUGACUGGGCUGCAUUGGCUCAAGCUUGGAUUGCUCAAAGAGAAGCUUCAGGACAGCAGAGCAUUGUAGAGCACCCGCCGGGAAUGAUGCCCAACGGACAGGACGCGUCUGCAAUGGAAUCUGGCCCAAACAGUCAUGGGAAUUUUCAAGGGGAUUCAAACUUUAACAGAAUGUGGCAACCAGAAUGGGGAAUGCACCAGCAGCCCCCACACCCCCCUCCAGAUCAGCCAUGGAUGCCACCAACACCAGGCCCAAUGGACAUUGUUCCUCCUUCCGAAGACAGCAACAGUCAGGACAGUGGGGAGUUUGCCCCUGACAACAGGCAUAUAUUUAACCAGAACAAUCACAGCUUUGGUGGACCACCCGAUAAUUUUGCAGUGGGGCCAGUGAACCAGUUUGACUAUCAGCAUGGGGCUGCUUUUGGUCCACCGCAAGGUGGAUUUCAUCCUCCCUAUUGGCAACCAGGACCUCCAGGACCUCCAGCCCCUCCCCAGAAUCGGAGAGAAAGGCCGUCAACCUUCAGGGAUCGGCAGCGUUCACCUAUCACGCUUCCUGUAAAGCAAGAACCGCCACAAAUCGACGCGGUGAAACGCAGAACUCUUCCAGCUUGGAUUCGAGAAGGCCUUGAAAAAAUGGAACGUGAAAAACAGAAGAAGUUGGAGAAAGAAAGAAUGGAACAACAGCGUUCACAGUUGUCCAAGAAAGAAAAGAAGGCCGCCGAUGAUGCUGAAGGAGGUGACGGCCCUCGUUUGCCUCAGAGGAGUAAAUUUGACAGUGAUGAGGAAGAUGAAGACACAGAAAAUGUUGAGGCUGCAAGCAGUGGAAAAGUCACCAGAAGUCCGUCCCCAGUUCCUCAAGAAGAGCACAGUGAGCCGGAGAUGACUGAGGAGGAGAAAGAGUAUCAGAUGAUGUUACUGACAAAAACGCUUCUGACUGAAAUUCUGCUGGACGUCACAGAUGAAGAGAUUUAUUAUGUGGCCAAAGAUGCACAUCGGAAAGCAACGAAAGGUGGGCUGGGCGGCUAUGGAUCAGGAGACAGUGAGGACAACGAGAGAAGCGGCAGCGGCUCUGAGUCAUCUGACACUGAUGACGAGGAAUUACGGCACCGAAUCCGGCAAAAACAGGAAGCCUUUUGGAGGAAAGAGAAAGAACAGCAACUGUUGCAUGAUAAACAGAUGGAAGAAGAAAAGCAGCAAACAGAAAGAGUCGCAAAAGAGAUGAAUGAAUAUGCCCACAAAGAGCAAAAUAGUUUAUUAUUACUAGACGCGAGAGAAGCAGGUGGUGAUUUGGUUAAUGAGAAGAAGAGAACCUCCAAUGAAAUCACGCCAGGUUUAGAACUCAAAAAGGAGCAGAGAGAGAAAGAGAAGCAGGGAAGGAGCAGGUCAGGGAGCUCUAGCAGCGGCAGUUCCAGCAGCAAUAGUGGAACGAGUAGCGCUAGUAGCACCGCCUCCAGUUCCUCAUACAGUUCCAGCUCAGGCAGCAGUCGCACUUCUUCUAGGUCGUCUUCUCCGAAAAGGAAAAAAAGACAUAGCAGGAGCAGGUCUCCGGCAGCCAAAACCAGGCGCAGCAGGAGUAGAAGUGACUCUCGGAGAAUUAAAAUGGAGAGCAGUCGGGCGAGAGUAAAGGUCAGGGACAGGAGGAGGCCCGGUACGAGUAGCGUGGAAAGGGACAGGAGGAGGAACCACAGUCCUUCCCGAGAGAGACGGAGAAGUAGAAGCCCAAGUCGCUCGCGGGACAGGCGACCCAGCCGUUCCAGCCGCAGCAGGAGUGGAGAGCGGCGCAAAGCCGAUGCUCAGCGCGGAGAUCUUAGUGGGGGCGGCCCCAAGCGCAAGGGGGGGGAUAGAGAGCAAGAGAGGAAGCAGGAGAGGGGUCGGAGCGCAGACAGAGAGAGGAGGAAGACAGACAAAGAAAGGGAGCGCGAGCAGGAUAAAAGGAGAGAGAGACCAAAGAGGGAAGAGAAGGAUUAUAAAUUCAGUAGUCCAGACGACAGGCUAAAAAGGAAGCGGGAAAGCGAAAGAGCGUUUUCUAGGAGCGGGCCAGUGUCCGUGAAGGCCGUCAGGCGCGAUUCCAGACAGGGUGACAAAACCAGUGCUGCCAAAGGUAGCGAGAGGCUCUCACGCUCUGAUUCUAGUGGGAGGAGCAGUUCUGACUCUCCAGGAAGUAGCAAGGAAAAGAAGUCUAAGAAGCCUAAGCAUAGUCGCUCGAGAUCCCUGGAGAAAUCCCAAAGGUCUGGUAAGAAGGCAAGCCGCAAACACAAGUCUAAGUCCCGAUCAAGGUAGUAUACUUUUUAAAGUAUUCUGUCUGAUUAAAAAAAAACCAAACAUUGACUGAAUUUAUGCAAAGUUGCAAGUGUCCUUUCUCUCUUUCUCUCUAAUAGACUCAGUUUGGUACUUGAUAAAUGAUCAUAAACUUAAGUAAUUUUAGAAAUCCUAUAUAAUAGUAUUUAUUUUUAAAUUGCAGAUUCUUUAGCUUAAAAUACAUGUUUAUUUUUAAAUUUUGUCUUUUCCCUUCUUUUUCAGAUCAGCAACGCCUCCCCGUCGUAAGCGCUGAGGAAUGAAGUGGCAAGAGUGCUGUGAUGUUUAAAAAAUUCCAUGAGUUUUAAGGGCUUGUCUCAUUAUAGAGGCACAUUGUGGCUGUGUAGGUGAAACCAGAAUCUUUUUUUUUUUUUUAAAUCUGUAAAUAGGUGCAUUUUUUUUUCAAAUGCUGCUCCAAGUUACUUAAUAGGAUUUCUUUGUACUGCUUUCCCCCCCCCCAGAAAAUAGUGCAUAAUAAGACUAUAAAAAAUGACAUUCUCUUUGAGCUGUAAUGUUACUAAAAUUAUUCUCAAAUGUACUGUGAUGUCAAUAAAGCUCUUUAGUUCAUUUUUGUUAA
This is a messenger RNA of Erinaceus europaeus (western European hedgehog), 3080 nucleotides long. RefSeq names its product PNN interacting serine and arginine rich protein (gene PNISR). The coding region runs from base 116 to 2488 and encodes 790 amino acids. Gene Ontology annotation, cellular component: presynaptic active zone; nuclear speck. The transcript has 11 exons. The record is from RefSeq and is a predicted model, not a curated record. Gene Ontology annotation, molecular function: RNA binding. Lineage: Eukaryota; Metazoa; Chordata; Mammalia; Eulipotyphla; Erinaceidae.